AUACGGCGACACACGCAGACAUGGAGGCAGUGAAGAAGGCUGCGAGCGGUGCCGUCGACAGCAUCAGGAACAGCCCGCUGUUCAGAAGAAAGUUUGGGACGCAGCAGGGAAGGGAAGUUGAGCAAGAGCCUCGCCACCUCUCCCCCGAGCAAGAUACGACUCCAUUUGUUCAGGGAAUCAACUUCAAGGUGACGUACUUGGGGCGGCAGCUGGUGUCGAGCUCUCUGGCACAGGACCACGGGGUGACGGACUCCACUGUCAGACAGCUGUGGGGGGAGGAAGGGGAGGAGGUCAGAGUCAGGGUCACCACCACCACCCUGAGGGUGAAGAGGGUGGGGGGUGGCGCAGUUCUCUGGGACUUUCCUCUCUUCCAUGUCUCCUACUGCGGCACCGACCGCUGUCAACACACAGCCUUCAGCUUUGUUGCCAAGGGAGACGAUGGGGAGUUCUACUGCCACGUUUUUCGCUGCGUGUCAGAAGAAAAGGCCUAUGCUUUAGCUCUUGCAGUGGCCAAGGCCUUCUAUCUUGCCUACCAGAUCCUGCAGGAGCAACAAGGACAGUUCCCCAGUCCUCCUGACAGAGAGUGUCUGUUUGAGCCUCAGCUCCCAAGUGACACCCAACACACUCCUCCACGACCUCACAUUCCCACCCAUCCUUCAACACAGCAGGAAGCAGUGGACUUGGCGCCACCCUCACUCCGAGUGACUCGUCCAUCCCUCUCCUCCGAGGCAGAGUCUCUGAGUGCCGCUGCUGAUGACGACUUUGCCCGACUGGCCAAAGCCAGGUCUAACCCUGACAUCCUUCGCUCCACCAUUGACAUUCAGGAUGUCAGAGGAGGAACUAUGGAUAUGCUGCAUCUCCAUGCCGACCCCUCCUCUCACGUGGCCACACCCGUUGGAUCCACUGAAAAUUUGCUCAAAGACGCAUCGUAAAGACUUACAGCUGUCAUAUAUUAUCGAUAUUAUUAUGGUCAUAUAUUAUAGCUUCUAACGUGUGAAACAA
Geodia barretti is the source of this 1002-nucleotide messenger RNA. The record is from the annotation of a GenBank genome assembly. Lineage: Eukaryota; Metazoa; Porifera; Demospongiae; Tetractinellida; Geodiidae.